Echinops telfairi (small Madagascar hedgehog) is the source of this 3396-nucleotide messenger RNA. RefSeq names its product leucine rich repeat neuronal 3 (gene LRRN3). The record is from RefSeq and is a predicted model, not a curated record. NCBI's taxonomy places the organism in Eukaryota, Metazoa, Chordata, Mammalia, Afrosoricida, Tenrecidae. The transcript has 2 exons. Bases 770 to 2896 code for a protein of 708 amino acids. Gene Ontology annotation, molecular function: protein binding.
UGAUCGGGUGAACGAUGCACCGCUAACCACCAUGGAAACCAAGCCAGGGCCAGCCAGCUCGCAGGAUCUCUCCACGCCGGACUGAGAGCCUCAGCCUGCGCCCAGAGGAAGAGUUCUGCAUAAGCACGGGAACCUGCACCGCCCGCCCGCCCGCCUGCCUGCCUGCCUGCCUGCCUCUCCCUUUCCAAUCCGGAGAUCGAAUCGCAGGCAUGUGUGCACAUUCUUAGUGUGUGGUGGUGUGUACUUUUUCUCACACACUCGUCUGCACCUCUGUACACCUGGGCAAAAACACAACCAUGUGAUUAUCUCAAGUAAAGAAACUGAGGCAUCGGGCGCGCAGAGAGAUAGAGAGAGAGAGAUCCACUGGAAGGUGGUGGAGCGUCGAAACUGCCGAAACUGCCGGGGUCAGCAUCAUGCUGCCAUCGUACAAGAGCUGAACAAGCAUGGAACUUGAAUAUUAUCCUCCCAAAUAAAUGAAUUUCUCAGCUUCCUGUGACCAUCUAUACAUACUUCAUCUUCAAAAAAAGCAAUGUCCAUGUUCUAUCAUCGCAGAGACAGUGCCCUUCUUUUCGGCAAUAUGCACGAGAUGUUUGGACAGUACAACCGGGGCCCGUGCACUGCUUUCCAUGAAGAAAAACGUUGCGGUUCUCUGGCAUUCAUCAUUUGACAAAUGCAAGCAUUUUCUUAAUCAGCCAGCUCUUCCUGGACGUAGCAACGGUGACUGCGGAAUCCUUAAGGGCCUGUGACAUUUUUGAAGAAGAAAGCUAAGAUGAAGGACAUGCCACUCCGAAUCCAUGUGCUACUUGGGCUCACUAUCACUACACUAGUACAAGCUGUAGAUAAAAAAGUGGAUUGCCCGCAAUUAUGUACAUGUGAAACCAGACCUUGGUUUACCCCCAGAUCCGUUUAUAUGGAAGCGUCUACAGUGGACUGUAAUGACUUAGGUCUUCUGAAUUUCCCAGCCAGAUUGCCUGCUGACACACAGAUUCUGCUCCUACAGACGAACAACAUCGCGAAAAUGGAAUAUGCCAUAGACUUUCCCAUAAACCUUACUGGCCUGGACUUAUCGCAAAACAAUUUUUCCUCGGUCACCCAUAUCAACGUAAAAAAGCUGCCGCAGCUCCUUUCUGUGUACCUAGAGGAAAACCAACUUACCCAGCUGCCUGAAAAAUGUCUGUCUGGACUGAGCAAUUUACAAGAACUCUACGUUAAUCACAACUUGCUUUCUACAAUCUCACCUGGGGCCUUUAUUGGCCUACAUAAUCUUCUCCGACUUCAUCUCAAUUCUAAUAGAUUGCAGGUGAUCAACCGCAAGUGGUUUGACGCACUCCCAAACUUGGAGAUUCUGAUGAUUGGGGAAAAUCCAAUCAUCAGAAUCAAAGAUAUGAACUUUAAGCCGCUUAUCAAUCUUCGCAGCCUGGUUAUAGCUGGCAUAAACCUCACAGAAAUACCAGAUAAUGCCUUGGUCGGGCUUGAAAAUUUAGAGAGCAUCUCUUUUUAUGACAACAGGCUUAUUAAAGUGCCCCGUGUUGCUCUUCAGAAAGUUAUAAAUCUCAAAUUUCUGGAUCUCAAUAAAAAUCCUAUUAAUAGAAUACGAAGGGGUGAUUUCAGCAACAUGCUACAUUUGAAAGAGUUGGGGAUAAAUAACAUGCCAGACCUGAUUUCCAUCGACAGUCUUGCCAUAGAUAACUUGCCCGAUUUAAGAAAAAUCGAAGCUACUAACAACCCCAGAUUGUCUUACGUUCACCCAAAUGCAUUUUUCAGACUCCCCAAGCUGGAAUCGCUUAUGCUCAACAGCAAUGCCCUUAGUGCCCUGUACCAUGGUACCAUUGAGUCUCUGCCCAACCUCAAGGAAAUCAGCAUCCACAGUAACCCCAUCAGGUGUGACUGUGUCAUACGCUGGAUUAAUAUGAACAAAACCAAUAUUCGAUUUAUGGAGCCAGAUUCACUGUUUUGUGUGGACCCGCCUGAAUUCCAAGGUCAGAAUGUUCGUCAAGUGCAUUUCCGGGAAAUGAUGGAAAUUUGCCUCCCUCUCAUAGCUCCUGAAAGCUUUCCAUCCAAUAUGGAUCUAAAAGCUGGGAGCUAUGUUUCCCUACACUGUAGAGCUACUGCAGAGCCCCAGCCUGAAAUCUACUGGGUAACACCUUCUGGCCAAAAGCUCUUGCCUAAUACUCUGUCGGAGAAGUUUUAUGUCCAUCCUGAGGGCACACUAGAUAUCAGUGGAAUAACCACCAAAGAAGGGGGUUUAUAUACAUGUAUAGCAACUAACUUGGUGGGUGCUGACUUGAAGUCUGUCAUGAUCAAAGUGGAUGGGUCUUUCCCCCAGGAGAAAAAUGGAUCUUUGCAAAUUAAAAUAAAAGAUGUUCGGGCCAAUUCUGUUCUUGUGUCUUGGAAAGCAAGUUCUAAAAUUCUCAAAUCCAGUGUUAAGUGGACAGCCUUUAUCAAAACUGACAAUUCUCAGGCUGCCCAAAGUGCUAGAAUACCAUCUGAUGUCAAGGUCUAUAACCUGACUCACCUGAAACCAUCGACCGAGUACAACAUUUGCAUUGAUGUCCCCACCAUUUACCAGCAAAGCAGAAAACAAUGUGUGAAUGUCACCACCAAAGGCUUGGACCAUAAUGCACACAAAUAUGAAAAGAGCAGCCCCACGACACUUAUUGCCUGCCUAGGUGGCCUUCUGGGGAUUACUGGGGUGAUAUGUCUCGUCAGCUGCCUCGCUCAAGAAAUUCACAGUGAGGGUGGACAUGGCUAUGUGAGGAGUUACUUACAGAAAUCCACCUUUGCAUUCGGCGAGCUUUAUCCUCCUCUCAUCAACCUUUGGGAAACGGGCAAAGAAAACAGUACAGCCUUGGAAGUAAAAGCAACUCUUAUAGGUGUACCAACAAACAUGUCCUAAAACAAACCAACUCAAUCUACUUCCAGGGAAAGCUCGAGCCUGCAGUUGUUGUACGUAACAGGCAGAGAAAUGUGAGUGGCUAGAAAGCAGUUUGUGCUUCACCAGUGCUGCUCCAGGUCAAUGGGAAUAUGCCCAAGUUCAGCAUUUUAAUUAACUGACUUCAAAGGGUACCGUGGCAACCAAAUAAAACAACUCCAUUUUCUAGAGACUUUCAUGUGACUCUCAUGUCUGGAAUACAGUUAAAGUGGACACACACACACACACACACACACACACACACACACAGACAUUUCCGUAUUUUUUUUAAGUAUGUAAGAGUAGCUGAACUGAGCAAUACCUCCUCCUGUGUUGUAUUACACAUAUUAGCCACGAGUUUUUGCAGUGACGGGAUAAACCUGAAUUGACACAUGGUGUAAUAAAAUGGACAAAUUCAGUAGAGUAGACACAGUGAGUUAUGUGGACCUCUUUUAUAAAGAAAAAUACAUUUUGGAUUAAAUCAA